Molecule: messenger RNA, 1660 nt
Organism: Budorcas taxicolor (takin)
Lineage: Eukaryota; Metazoa; Chordata; Mammalia; Artiodactyla; Bovidae
Gene: XKRX
Product: XK related X-linked
Exons: 3
Coding region: 94-1443 (449 amino acids)
Cellular component (GO): membrane
Source: RefSeq, a predicted model, not a curated record
CGCUUGGACUGCAGCUGUUGCACGUUCUUUGGGGGGGUGGGGGAGGGGCGGUAGUGCUCUGAAAACCAGACCCCAACAGUUGGAACCUCGACAAUGGACCAAGUGCUUGAAAUUCCCGAAGAGGCAAACGUGGAGCCGAUAUCCUCUCUGGAGGAACAUGUCAUCCGCGGGGCCAGCCCCCGAUUUACCUUUCCAUUUGGCAUCCUCUUCUCCACUUUUUUGUACUGUGGGGAGGCAGCAUCUGCCUUGUAUAUGGUUAGAAUCUACCGGAAGAAUAGUGAAACCUACUGGAUGUCGUACACCUUUUCUUUCUUUAUGUUUUCAUCCAUCAUGGUCCAGUUGACCCUCAUUUUUGUCCACAGAGACCUGGCCAAAGACAAGCCACUAUCAUUGUUUAUGCAUCUAAUCCUUUUGGGACCUGUUAUCAGAUGUUUGGAGGCCAUGAUUAAGUACCUCACACUGUGGAAGAAAGAGGGGCAGGAGGAGCCCUAUGUCAGCCUCACCCGAAAGAAGAUGCUAAUAAAUGGCGAGGAGGUGCUGAUAGAAUGGGAGGUGGGCCACUCCAUCCGGACCCUGGCUAUGCACCGCAAUGCCUACAAACGUAUGUCACAGAUUCAAGCCUUCCUGGGCUCAGUGCCCCAGCUGACCUAUCAGCUCUAUGUGACUCUGAUCUCUGCAGAGGUCCCCCUGGGUAGAGUGAUGCUCAUAGUCUUUUCCCUGAUAUCUGUCACCUAUGGGGCUACCCUCUGCAACAUGUUGGCUAUCCAGAUCAAGUACGAUGAAUACAAGAUUCGCCUCGGGCCACUAGAAGUCCUGUGCAUCACCAUUUGGCGGACACUGGAGAUCACCUCCCGCCUCGUGAUUCUCGUGCUCUUUUCAGCCACCUUGAAGUUGAAAGCUGUGCCCUUCUUACUGCUGAACUUCCUGAUCAUCCUCUUUGAGCCUUGGCUGAAGUUCUGGAGGAGUGGUGCCCAGAUGCCCAAUAACAUUGAGAAAAAUUUCAGCCGAGUGGGCACCCUGGUGGUGUUGAUUUCUGUCACUGUCCUCUACGCUGGCAUCAACUUCUCUUGCUGGUCAGCUUUGCAGUUGAAGUUAGCAGAUAGGGACCUUGUGGAGAAAGGUCAGAACUGGGGACACAUGGGCCUGCACUAUAGUGUGAGAUUGAUAGAGAAUGUGAUCAUGGUCUUGGUUUUUAAGUUCUUCGGAGUGAAAGUGUUACUGAAUUACUGUCAUUCCUUGAUUGCCUUGCAGCUCAUCGUUGCUUAUCUGAUUUCCAUUGGCUUCAUGCUCCUGUUCUUCCAGUACCUGCAUCCGUUGCGCUCACUCUUCACCCACAAUGUAGUGGACUACCUCCACUGUGUAUGCACCCAUCGACACCCUCGGGGUAGGGUUGAGAACCCAGAGCCAUCUGCUGAUGCCGAAGCAAGGCAAAGCAUUGUCUGAUUCUAUCUUUCCGAUAUUUGGGGAUGGGUUAAGGGAUGCCAAGACCAACUGUAGAACUGAAGAAGAUGAUGAGGCUCUUGGGUGAAUAUCCACUAGGGUAUUUUUUUGAGUUUUCUGGUAAGCCUAUCAGAAGAAAGAGCAGCCCCCAAAUAGAUUUUAUUUCCUUAAGAUUGACUGCUAUGUUUGAACACCAAGGUAACUACUACAUAUCUGGGAG